UGACGUCACCGAGCCACGUGAUUCCCAGCAGAGCCACCGCAGCACCGGGUUAUCUGAGUACCAAGAGGGGGAGAGAGAGCGAGCAUCGGCUUCAUUACCCGCACCGCCGGCUGAGAAUUCUAAAAAUGGCAGGUGAAUUAUCUCUAAAUAUUAACAUCAAGGAACCGCGCUGGGAUCAGAGCACCUUCGUUGGAAGGGCCAAGCAUUUUUUUACAGUCACUGAUCCGAGGAAUAUCCUUCUGCCCGAUGAACAGCUGGAGCACGCAAGGCAGAUCGUCCACGACUACAGGCAGGGCAUUGUGAACCCAACACUCACUGAAGAUGAACUAUGGAGAGCAAAAUAUGUGUAUGAUUCGGCAUUCCACCCAGACACUGGUGAAAAGAUGAUAUUAAUCGGAAGAAUGUCUGCUCAAGUACCAAUGAAUAUGACGAUCACUGGCUGUAUGAUGACUUUUUACAGAACAACGCCAGCCGUGGUCUUAUGGCAGUGGAUUAACCAGUCUUUUAAUGCCAUUGUUAACUACACGAACAGAAGUGGCGAUGCUCCCAUCACUGUAAGCCAACUGGGAACAGCUUAUGUUUCUGCCACCACAGGUGCUGUUGCGACAGCUCUAGGACUAAAUGCACUAACCAAGCAUGUCUCACCCCUAAUUGGAAGAUUUGUUCCCUUUGCUGCUGUAGCUGCUGCCAACUGUAUCAAUAUACCCUUAAUGAGACAACGGGAGUUGAAAUACGGUAUACCAGUCACAGAUGAGAAUGGAAACCGAAUUGGAGAGUCUCCCAAUGCUGCCAAGCAGGCUAUUACUCAGGUGGUCAUUUCUAGGAUUCUGAUGGCUGCACCAGGCAUGGCUAUCCCACCGUUUAUAAUGAACACUUUGGAAAAGAAAGCCUUUUUGAAGCGGUUCCCAUGGAUGAGUGCACCAAUACAAGUAGGAUUAGUGGGAUUCUGUUUGGUGUUCGCAACACCUUUAUGCUGUGCAUUGUUUCCCCAAAAAAGCUCAAUGUCUGUGACCAGCUUGGAACCUGAACUGCAAGCAAAAAUUAAAGAAAUCAGCCCUGGGUCAGAACGAGUCUACUUCAACAAAGGAUUAUAAUUAUUGACAUACAUCGAAGCACACCAUACAUCUCAAUGCAAUGCACAGCAGUUAUCUUGCGAGAGAGUAAAAAGAAUCAGGUCCUCAGCCCGUUAUAAUGAAUAGAAAAAUACAUACCAGUUUAUUUUCUAAAGUGUGAAAAACUAUACAUUUAAGCCACAGUAGCUGAACGGAAGAUAAUAGCUGUCUUGGGGAUUUUUCAGCUAUUGUGGCCUAGAAUUGGAAAUUCACUUUGAAUCGCUGACAGUUAACACUUUAGUUAAUAACACUUUUAGACCUAUAAUAAUUAAACCAAUCCAACCUCAUUCUUUUUCUUCAAAUACUAUAGUUAAAUAUUGUUUUUGGGGAUCAUGUAUUCUGUAUUUUGUGUUUGGGGAUAAUUUUAAGGAAUAUGCUUAAAGAUCACACGCCAGUUUAGUAUUGUCAACAAAGCACAAAAAGCUUACAAACCUUUUUUUUUUUUUUUUUUUUUACAUUGAGCUCUUACAUAGGUCUGUAUUGGUGUUAUACGAAGAUGCAGCUUGCUCUAUUUCCAUUUGGUGACUUAUAAUUGUAUUACCUACAUACCACUUGCAAGUGAAUUAAUUAAAGGUGUUUUCCAUAAGGACUAACUAAGGAAGUUAAUGUAAGAUUUAGCCCCAAAUUGUAAACUUCGUCAUGAACAUUUUCACACUGAGUUACUUAAAAAAAAAAAAUAAAAAAUACAUUAUUACCCUGAUCGGUUUUAUGCAAGAAAGAAAAUCAAAAUAGACAAAACUGAAAGCUUCUUAAGGCAAGCUUGCCAAAAACUCCUUACAUUGCUUACUGUGCAACAGAGUUUUAACUCGGAUUAAACUGUAUAUAAUCCCCUAAAAUAUUAAUACUUUUAUUAAUGUCUUAAUGUGGCCUGAUUUCAGGGCAUGCCAUCCAUUCUGCCUGAAACAAUUCAAGAAUCCUGUUGUAUUACAUCAUUCAUAGCGUUCUCACAACUUGUGAGUCUAUUUAAUGGGUUAAGAUGGCUUGAUAAACCUCAGGAGCUAGAUAGUUAAAGCUGCUAAAGAUAUUGUUGCUGGCUACUACGUUUUGUUUUAUUUAGAAUU
Molecule: messenger RNA, 2173 nt
Organism: Pelobates fuscus (common spadefoot toad)
Lineage: Eukaryota; Metazoa; Chordata; Amphibia; Anura; Pelobatidae
Gene: SFXN1
Product: sideroflexin 1
Exons: 11
Coding region: 126-1094 (322 amino acids)
Biological process (GO): serine import into mitochondrion; monoatomic ion transport
Cellular component (GO): mitochondrial inner membrane
Molecular function (GO): monoatomic ion transmembrane transporter activity
Source: RefSeq, a predicted model, not a curated record